AUGCUAAAUGGAAGCCGCUUGGGAUCCUUGUGCUGGAGGUUGCGUUGUUCGGCAGCUGCUGUCAACGUUCGGCAAGAUCUGCUGCGAAAGACCUGGCCACAGGCGCCGCCAGAGUGGAUCGAAGAAGCAGAGGCGAAGGUGGAGUUUGCUGGAAUUCAGUGCCUUGCCGUCGAGAGAUCUGAGUCCCGGAACAGUGGUACGACGGAACCGAACGACAGGACAUUGUUAUCGCUCGUGGAGCCGUGCGAUGCUCAUGUCCUCGAGGUCAACAGCCCAACGUUCGUGGUCCAUGACGAUGCAGCAGAAGGGCCAGUGGAGGUUCAGAUGGGAACGGCGGUGCGCUUUGUGGUUCCUUUGUCCGGCGGGGACAGCCACUUGGCAAGUCGCGCUAAAGUGCAGAUUUGUGGGUGCAGGACAAGACAGGUGCAGGUGGAAUCGAAGAUGUGUGCAGCCUUGAAGCUCCAAGGCCUUACACAUCUAUUCAAAGGUGUUUUUGCCAUCGGGCUGGAGCUUCAGCUUCGAGAAGAAUCUCGUGAGUCGAGCCGCCUCCUGGAUCAAGAUGGAUGCAUCCAAGAUACCACCCAUAUAAGGCGACCUGCAGUGUUGGAGCCAUUCGCAGAAACUGGAGAAUAUUUGGAGCCAGACCAGGCUGCACAUGUGGAGACCCAGGUGCAAGCACGAUUCUCCAGGGAGAGCUUGCUGCGGCAGAUUCUGAGCAGCAUGGGUAACUUCUUCGCAGCGGGUAUGCCGCGUUCCUUGGUGCCGAGGAGCUUCAUGCACUCUGCGCCGACGUCGACGAGUCGGACGGGCACGGAUCGUUUCGAUCGCAGCUUCGUCUUAGCCGACCUGGAGUUGUCCUGCUCGGCAGCCGCUUCGCAAGGAGAUUGGCUCGGUGAUCAUGUGUCCCUGUCUCUGCGCUUCGCUCGUGCUGUGGCAGCCCUGGAUGCGUCUCCUUGGCCUUGCGAGGCUCAAGCACAGGCUGUGGCCGUCGGCCCUGAGGACGGCCUCGGGAUUCCGGGCUUGCGGGUCUCGGUAGAGCGCUUCUUCGCAUCCUUGGUGGACGACCCAAGGCCAGCGGGCGUGGAAGAGCCGCCUCCCCUCUCAGGCCGACCCGAGUCAGGGACAGAGGGGAUAGAGUGGGAUGCCUGGGAGGAGCUCGACGACUUGCCUGUUCUCGGAUCACCGACGCCUCGUUCUCCUGAUCGUGCGCAGGCAUCGCCGACAUCCAGUGCUAGAUCGCUUGUCAAGGACGAACCCUCGCACGGCGACGACCUGCAGGACCUGAGAUCGUCUUUGCAGGCAUCCGUGGAUACUGGUGAAGCCCAGGCGCGUCUGCAAGGCAUGUCCCAAAGUAUACGAUAUCGGUUCCUGUUAGUCGAUUCCAUGUCUGGGACCUACUUGACGCGAGAAUUUUCACACCUCGGUUUCCACGUCCGAAGCCAGGCGGGGACGCGACAGGCCGGAAGCUCUGAGAUGGGCCGUAUCGGCCGCCUCAGCCGGGUCGGUCAGGUCGAGGUCGACUGGCCUCUUUGGAGAGCUGGUGGCUGGAAGCCGAAUGAGGAGACUUGGCCGCGAACGCCUUUGGCAGAGUACUGGCCCUCCCUCGCUGAAGAGCCCUUGGCUGCGGAGGAUUUUUACGGCCGCCAGGCCAUCUACCGUCGCCUCAUCGCGAUCGAGGAGUUGCAGAGUUUAUUUCCUGGUAUACAGCUGAACGGUUGCCCGACGCGGCAUUUUCUCUGGGCUUAUGCCGUGCAGUUGGACUGGCAGUGGCGCAGUGGACGCCUAGGUCCGGACCGAUCCAUCUCACCCGACAGUUGGUGGGGCUGCGUGAACUACACGCUUUCUGUGCUUCCAUUUCUGGGAGCCGUGGAGGCCGGACUUCUGGAGCCCACGGCGCUGCAGGAGCCCCCGUCGGAGUUGAAGGCGGCCCUUGCGUCUUGGACCAAGUUCUGGCAGGAACUGAAGGUGACGGCACGGCAGCAAGAGGGCGUGGCACUGACCGAGCGACAGCUGGAUAAGGUUCAGCAGGCGCUCUGGCUCUGUCACACCGAGUCCAUUCAGGCGUCACAGAAAAUCUAUGAGCCACAGCUGCUCCUUUUGUCCAAAGAAGAACAGCUCUUUGGCUCCGGCUGGGCUCGCUUCGUGGAGAUCCUAGCAGCUGUGGCCUGGAGGACCGACCUGGAGGCGGUGGCUGAGUUGGGCGCAGGAUACUUGCCACUGACUCGCCUCGCCACAGAUGCAGAUGGCAGCCACGGGGGAGAGCCGAGGGAAGAGGAGCUUUUCCGGACAGGCGUCAGCACGGUGCAGCAAGUCGCGACGGUUUCUGAACGCAGCUUGCGGCUCAUGGUGAGCUUCUGGCGUCGAGUGGGACGUAACUUCUCCCGCCGAGUUGCCGUGCCGGAGGUCAUAUUGACCUUGACACGCCAGGAAAGCGAGACUAGAAUUAAAAAGCCCUGGGAUGGACUGCGUCUGCUUCGCGAGUCUGCUCCGACCGCAGAAGCGGUUUUCUACGGUGCAGGAGAUCCGAUUCGUUUCGCCCGCACGGAGAUCAAUGACACAGACUCGCCUCUGACCAGCUUGAUGACCAAGCCUGCAGCCACGACUCGCCUGGACGAGACCGACGAAGCUUUGGGCUCGUUUCCGGCCACAGAGGCGGCAGACUCGCCGUUCAGGGAGUCUCCACACCGUGCAUCCUGGCCGGCGGCAGAGCCCAGGGAUGUCAAGGCUGGAAUCUGCCUGCUGGAGCAAGACCCUCUGCCAGCAGAGGCCGAGGCGACAGAGACUAAAGACAGACAGAGCGAGGUCGUCGCCAGCAAAGCUGCCGGCCUGCCUCUUCAAAUGUUCAUAGCAGACGAGAUGCUGCCCCCAGCAGCGCAGCUUCGGGGAGAUCUUGCGCAAAGGAUUGCUGAGCUGGAUCAACUGCAGCACUCGCUUCUGGCAAGAAUCGGUGUCGACAAGUCGGAUGCGGCUCCUAGCGACACCUUCAAGAAGAGUGGCGAAGCGGAUGACGUCGACGAGACCGACGCGGCGCCACAUGAGGAAAGCAGAAAGGAAAGCGACGGUGCUGGCUUUCCCUUGCUCUCCGGCCAUGGCGUGGAAUCUCCCUCUUCGAAGGAGUCGGCACGCGAGCUGCCCGACGAGCCGGAACCCGCGUGCGAGGAAUCCCUCGGUGGCCCCGAUGCCGACGACAGCCGCAGACCGGAGGGUGACUCGCAGGCGCGAACGGCGACCCGAGAAUUGCCAGCAAGAGGGCGGCCUGUGCAGGUUUCGGCCUUCAAGGGUGCUGGAGCACCGCCACCCCGGACCAAGGUCGUAGAGGCCACGCCGCAGCACCUCCUCGUGCCAAUCCAAGCAAGUGGUCGCCUGCUCAGCACGCUGGAGCCAGAGCCGGGAUGGGCCCAGCUCGUCGAGGGCAAGCCCUCCGGCCUGGCACUGGGCGGCCGCGGUCCACUUCCCGUUUCCUUGAGCGCAGACGCCCAGGAGUCCAGAAGCCUCGGCGCCGAAACCUCCGCGGGCCGCUGCAGGGAGUCCGAUCAGGAGCCCAUCUCCCUCCACAGUCCGGCGCCCACGGAGCUGCCCAAGACCUCCCUGGGCCUUGGGAGGAAGUCGCCGGAGACAGCCCAGACAGCACCGACAACCGCCCUGACGGCCAUGUCGGAGGCCGCUUGCCAGACGACCUGGUCUUCAUCAAUUGCGUCCGAGGUUCUAUCUUGGACACCGUUUCGCAGUCCGGCAAGCGCCCGCCUCGCCGAAACGCAGCGCACUGCUACAGCCACGUCUCUCGCGACUUCGCCGCCGAGGCAGUUCCCUCCGCGGCCGCCCUUGUGGUCUCCAGCCACGACGCCCCAGCCGAGCCCAGACCGCUCCCAGGAGUCCCCAACACUCCGGCUCAGCGGUGCUGUGCCGAGUGCGGCGACCACCGCCGUGCCGGGGGCACGGACAAGGAUCCAGCUGGCCAUGAAGUGGUCUGACCGCCUGGACGAGAAGACCAAGCGUCUGGCCAAAAUCAUGCAUGGCCGCAAGCGAAGAGGCGACCACGACGAGGAUUCAUGGAGUAGUGAUAGCUGA
Messenger RNA from Symbiodinium sp. CCMP2592, 4068 nucleotides. The record is from the annotation of a GenBank genome assembly. Lineage: Eukaryota; Dinophyceae; Suessiales; Symbiodiniaceae.